GCGUGAACAGGAGGUCACCUUGUGACAGCAUCAAUCCCGCAACAUGCAGAACGACGCUGGUGAAUUUGUGGAUCUCUACGUCCCCCGUAAAUGCUCAGCGAGCAACAGAAUCAUUGGGGCCAAGGACCAUGCCUCCAUUCAGAUUAACAUCGCUGAGGUCGACAAAGUGACAGGCAGAUUCAACAGUCAGUACAAGACCUAUGCUAUCUGCGGGGCCAUUCGUAGGAUGGGUGAAUCCGAUGACUCUAUCAUGAGACUGGCAAAAAAUGAUGGUAUUGUUUCAAAGAACUUCUGAGACAAGAGACUGGAAUUGAGGAACUAAACAAAAAAAUAAAAGUUAUUAGAAAAAAAAAAA
This is a messenger RNA of Xenopus laevis (African clawed frog), 355 nucleotides long. RefSeq names its product ribosomal protein S21 S homeolog (gene rps21.S). Gene Ontology annotation, molecular function: structural constituent of ribosome. Gene Ontology annotation, cellular component: cytoplasm; rough endoplasmic reticulum; cytosolic ribosome. Lineage: Eukaryota; Metazoa; Chordata; Amphibia; Anura; Pipidae. Gene Ontology annotation, biological process: translation. The record is from RefSeq and is marked provisional.